Messenger RNA from Notodromas monacha, 1053 nucleotides. The record is from the annotation of a GenBank genome assembly. NCBI's taxonomy places the organism in Eukaryota, Metazoa, Arthropoda, Ostracoda, Podocopida, Cyprididae.
AUGUUCGGGAAAUACUUUUGGGCUACAUCUCUCGUGCUACCGUUUGCGGUAUUCGGACAGAGACCAUUUGAGGGCUGUCAAACUGCAGAUGUUUGCUCUAAUGUGAAGUGUUUUGAUCCUGAUGACCCUGAAGUCACUUGCGAUGGAAUUGUCAUGCCGGACUUCGACUAUCCCUGCAAAUGUUGUCCUGUCACGUGCAUCAAAUACUUGAUCAACAAAAAUUGCAUCCGUUUGCGUGACGUUUACGACCAAGAAGUCUCCACUUGUGGGCCCAUGGGUGCCAGUGGUUAUCGUCCCUACUGCGAUGAUUUGGGGGACUUUGAAGGGAAACAAUGUGUUUCGGGUUCCAUUUGUUAUUGUGUUGACAAGGACGGUCAACGCAUCGACGGAGAAGCUUUGGAGUCGGAGGCUGGAGGGAUGGAUUGUAAUGAUUCGGAAUUGCACAAGACUCUGCCAAGAGACAGGCCUUGCACGAAACGGUUAAAAGAAUAUCUGGAAACUUUGCAAGACCCCUCGAAAUUCUGUGUGGACCCAGAAGGGAACCAGAUUGAAACUUUUAUGGGGGAUACAAGCACUCUGGCCGGUCAGAUCAUGAAUUGUCAAUGCGCGAGAUCCAGAUUUUGGGCGUCGGUGGGACUCGGGGUCAUGCCAACGUGUUGUCCGAAUGGAAAUUACAUGCCUUGGCAGUGCAAUGGACCGGUUUGCACCUGCGUGAAUUUAAUCACUGGCCAACCUUUCGGACCGAUCGUGGAAGAGUCUUCGAAAAAUGAUCUUUGCUGCUACAACGAAGAUCCUUGCGGAAUAAUUCCGGAUUUCAACGAGUGUUCCUCGCCGCCGAAUUUGGGAUGCUGAUUCGAGGAAGGAACAGCCAGAUAAUGACGAUGAAACCAAAAUAUAUAUUUUUUCGAACUGUUUUAACGAUCAAAGGCUUGUAAAAAUUGAGGAUUCACGUGAAACAUGAAGUCAAAAGUUUGGAAUGUGUUGAUUUAUUUUUCUGUAUAUGAAAUGGUAUCAAAAUAUAGAUUUGUUUUGUAAACGAAAGAACGAGAGUUG